Molecule: messenger RNA, 714 nt
Organism: Parnassius mnemosyne (clouded apollo)
Lineage: Eukaryota; Metazoa; Arthropoda; Insecta; Lepidoptera; Papilionidae
Source: the annotation of a GenBank genome assembly
AUGGCGUCUUUAGCAGUAUUUGAUUUUGAUCGUACGGUAGUUGAUGGCGAUUCAGACGCGACAAUCAUCAAUAGUUUACGUGAAAAAAAUCCUCCGCCGGAAUGGGAAGCUGGCAAUCACGACUGGACCCCUUACAUGAGUAAUGUGUUCGAACAUGCAUACUCGGCGGGAAUGCAUCCCGACGAUAUCCUGGACAGCAUCGCGUCCAUGCGCCCCACUGUUGGGGUCGAGGAGCUCAUCUCUACCCUGGCUGCUAACGACUGGGACGUGGUGGUGCUGACAGAUGCCAACAGUGUUUUCGUUAACCACUGGCUGAAGACUCACGGUCUGCAGGACGCUGUAACCUCUGUGAUAACGAACAGGGCGUUCUGGCAAAACGACCGGCUCUUCAUAGAGCCGUGCAUGCAUCAGACCAGCUGUCCGCGGUGCCCAAGUAACCUCUGCAAGUCCAAAGCCCUGGCGCAGUGGUGUUCGCAGCGCACCUAUGCCAAUAUCGUGUACUGCGGUGACGGUAGGAACGACUACUGUCCCGCCACCAGUCUACCACCACAUGCGACAGUAUUCCCUCGCCGGGGAUACCCGUUAGAUAACCUCAUCAAGAAGACCCUGGCCUCUCCAAAUCCCCAAGUGAAGGCCAAAGUGGUACCAUGGGACGACUGCUAUCGGAUAUUGCACGAAAUCUUCCCGAAGAAAAUACAAAACAAACAUAGUUAA